Messenger RNA from Dothidotthia symphoricarpi CBS 119687, 1395 nucleotides. RefSeq lists its product as uncharacterized. The coding region runs from base 1 to 1395 and encodes 464 amino acids. NCBI's taxonomy places the organism in Eukaryota, Fungi, Ascomycota, Dothideomycetes, Pleosporales, Dothidotthiaceae. The record is from RefSeq and is a predicted model, not a curated record. The transcript has a single exon.
AUGACGACAGCAGAGCAGCAGCGUCCAAGAAUCUUUGUAACGAGCAAGACCGAUGAGGCACGUCAACGGCAAGCAAUAGAGAACUCAAAAAGACAUCAACAAAAUUGGCUGCAAGCAGAGGCUGCAAGGAAGCAGAGAAAGCUUGACCAAACCACGUCUCUACAGCAUUCGAACGCACCAAACGGUCUAGUAAGGUCUCAGUCUGCCGUACCAGUGCAGAAUUCCUCGCAAACAAAUCGCAAUAUGGCAUUCAGCCAGACGGCUCAGUCAAGAUCUCGCAGUGCAAUGGAUAGACCCUCGCGAGCAUAUCGGAACACUCCUGUCCCGGAGAUCAUAGUGACAAGCCCUCAGAGUACAGUAUCACAACACUCACAGGUACGGGGGGGCGCAGUGCCAGAUCUAUCAGGUGUCAUGACGACAGUCUGGACGCAACCGGUACUUUUCGAAGGGAGUUUGCAGCAGACUGACGAUACCGAGCAAAAGUCGAGGGCUGGCAACAGAUCGGCAGACAACCAUAGAACACCUGUAUAUUCUUCGCGUGCUCAGGAGUGGGGAACAGUAGGGAUAUCAUCACCUGCAUUGUACGCUCCACAGCCUCAGCGGCCUCCUCCAUUGAUUCUACAAAGCGAUAUGUAUACAUCGCAAGCUCAACGCCUCGAGAAUCUUCGACACUUUCUCGGGCAAUCCGGAUCCCGUCCAGAUGUAUUGAUUCCAGGGCAGAGAGAUCCAUCGGCUUCCUUUUCUCCAGAGUACUGCAUAGAUUCUGAACUACAUUUUCCGCACAGCGUUACUCAGUUCGCCCACCCCAUUUGUCAUAUGCCGAAUGAUCGCUAUCGACCCAUCAAUUCAUCAGCACAGAGAUAUCACUCUCCUUCACCAGAACAGCGUCCUGGGUAUCCCACCCCACCGCCUGCAACGCCAGCGCAACAGAGACCACACUACACCAAACAAGCAUCCCCAACUAACGACAGUAGGACACCGCGAAACAACUACCCUCCAACCCAACCCACGACCCCCACACACUACACCACACACCACGAACCGUCCGCAAAUCCAACUCAACCCAUUUCCAGCCCAGCCACGCACCUCCACAACAUCAACCAAACAGCAUCAACUCUGCAUCCUCCCAGCAAACACAUCGCACAACCUCCAUCCCAACACAUACCAGAGCCCGUCCACGGCAGAACCCCUCCACCCCGCCCACUGAGUCUCCAUCUCCCGCUACCGCUACACGCAGACCCCAAGAUCAAGAGACACUUAACCCCUGAUCUCCCCAUGGCUACGACGGCUAAGGUGAACGUUGAAAGGCGGGCGAGGAGUGCGACGCCGAGUGUGCUGCCGAAAACGAGGGUUCUGACGGAUGGGCGGGGGAGGUAUGUUGGAAGGACUAGGUGA